AUGCAACUCGUCAAGUUCUUCUCCCUCCUGUCUAUCGCUGCUACAGCUGCCGUCGCAGUGGACAUUCGUUUCUACGCCGCUCGAUCCUGCAGCGGUGGCUCCUACGCAUCCUGCACCAACAUCAGCGGGGCAAAGUGCUGCAACCUUGCAUCCACGCCUGCUGCUGCCAUCCUCUUUACCGGUGUCCCCAGUGGCUGUGAGGUCGUUGGCUAUGCUGGUCAGAACUGCGGGACCAGAGACGGCAUCCUCCGUGGCUCUGGGAAUUUGUGCUACCUGGGGGGAAGCGCCCUUUUCAGUGGGAUGUGGAGCAAGGCUUUCGGUCGUCAAGCAAUAUCCCAGGAUGGUGCUGACUGUGCCACGCCUGAUGUUUUCGUGUAUACCGGCACUGAUGGUCUCGAGCACACCAUCCAGAUCAACGAUAACGCACCGGUCGAGCUGCUCUUCGAGCUUGCAAACGAUGCUGACUGGGAAGGACUUGCCGCCAUCGAGUCUACUCAGGCUUAA
This is a messenger RNA of Coprinopsis cinerea okayama7#130, 504 nucleotides long. RefSeq lists its product as hypothetical. Lineage: Eukaryota; Fungi; Basidiomycota; Agaricomycetes; Agaricales; Psathyrellaceae. The record is from RefSeq and is a predicted model, not a curated record. The transcript has a single exon. Bases 1 to 504 code for a protein of 167 amino acids.